AUGGAACCUUUGUCACCGUCAACAUCCCCAGAGCCCCAGACUCGUCCCUCAGGAUCAAAGCGAAAGCGCGAAGAUGGAGAUGAAGAUGAAGCACCCGCUGCACAAACCAAGGCCGCAAAGCGCAAGAAGGCAAAGAACGCAAAGAAAGCAAAACAGCCCAAGGAUAUUGAAGAGGACGCUCUGGAUUUGGAAGCCGGUGUCAACCAUGCUAUUGCCCACAUGGACAGCCAGUUGCUGGCCGAUCACGUCGCCCAGCGCACUAAGCGCUUCCACACCGAGUUGAGCGACAUGGAGUUGGAGGACAUGCACUUACCAUCACACGCCAUUGUUGACACGACAUCUUGGGACAAGCCACGCAACUUGGAGAACCUACCCGCAUUCAUCGAGCAAUUCAAAGACGAACGAAGAAGCGACAAACCAGGAAAGACUCUUUCGGAUGCCGUCAAGCAAAAAUCCACACCACACACAAUCGUCAUUGCUGCUUCCGGUAUCCGAGCCGCAGACUUGACCAGAGCUCUUCGCAAGUUCCAGACCAAGGACUCGUUGAUCGCAAAGUUGUUCGCCAAGCACAUAAAAUUGCAAGAGGCUAUCAAGAUGGUGAAGGAGGCCAAGAUCGGUAUGGGCGUGGGUACACCUCAGAGACUGAUUGACUUGUUUGACGAUGGUGCUCUCUCGGCAGGAAGACUCGAGAGAAUCAUCAUUGAUGCAUCGCAUAUUGAUUCAAAGAAGCGUGGCAUUCUUGACAUGAAGGAGAUUGAAAGCCCCCUAAUCAAGCUGUUGACCAGACCCAGCUUCAAGGAAAAGUACAACGAGGACAAGAUGAAGAAGAUUGAACUCAUCUUCUACUAG
Molecule: messenger RNA, 849 nt
Organism: Aureobasidium melanogenum CBS 110374
Lineage: Eukaryota; Fungi; Ascomycota; Dothideomycetes; Dothideales; Saccotheciaceae
Exons: 3
Coding region: 1-849 (282 amino acids)
Cellular component (GO): nucleus; 90S preribosome
Source: RefSeq, a predicted model, not a curated record